AAUAGCUUCCCAUUUUCUCUACUUCUUCCCUUGCUUUUUUUCCCGGUACAUCCCCCACACUGCCACACAACCACCACCUCGCCGCCAUGCGCCACCAUAACAAGGUACUCCUGCUCUCAAUCUCUUCAACUUUUUCAACCAUUCCUAAGUUUCCUUUCUGCCUCUAAAUUGUGUUUCUGCUCCAUUAAAAUCACAGACAUGGCUUCAAAAUUGAUUACUCUAGCCCCCCAUGAAGCCCCAAAUCAGCUAGAACUCUCUCUUAGAGAAUCUUAUACCCUUCUUCAACCUAAAUUAACACCCCCAUUAAAGUUAAUUAUCCCUUCCCCUGAAGAGUACAUAAACCUAAAUAAGGCAAUUGUUUAUGGGGUUUUAUGUGAACCCAAUUUGGCCAAAACUCAUAUGAAAUACUUACAUGCCAUUGUUAAUGAUGGGUAUUGCUUAUUUAUCCAUUUAAUUUCACAAAUUGUUGAUGGGUUGUACUCAAAGAUGUUGGAAUUCCCUAAAGUUCAGUUGAUUUGGGUUGCUUCUGUUAUGAUUGAUGUUUCUGGGGUAGGUUUUGACAGUCUUUUGGUAUCUCUUUUGAGGCAAAUUGUUGGUGGGGAUUUCAGUGAAGGGAAUUUAUGGCUUAGCUUUGAGAUUGUUAACCUGUUUACAUCGAAAUGGGAUUCGAUAUUGGAUGAAGAACCCCUUGUUUUAUCUAGUGCUUUGUACACAUAUCUUAGGUUAUUAGCUGAUCAUUAUCGCCUUGCGCAAAGUCCGAAAUUGAUAGUGUUAAAGAGGAAAGAAAUUGGGUUUUGUGUUAGAAUGUUGAGAGAAAAGUUUCAUUUGUGCUUGAGGAUUGGGAGGGAUUUAGUUCGUCUUUUACAGGAUUUGGUUCAUAUUCCUGAGUUUCGAGCUAUAUGGAAGGAUUUAUUGUUGAACCCUAAUUCGUUUCAGACUUCUGGGUUUACUGAUAUUUCUCAUAUUUAUGGGAUGAAGACAUCUAGUAGGUAUUUCUUACUUAGAAUAACUCCUGAAAUGGAAACUCAGUUACGGUUUUUACUUACCCAUGUAAAGCUCGGUUCUCAGAGAAGGCACCAAGCAUGGUUCACUAGGAAAUUCCUUUUUGCGCCCGAAAGAGAGACUCUUGUCUCUGACAUUGUUCGGUUCAUCUGUUGUUCGCACCACCCCUCGAAUGAGAUACUUCAAUCUGAUAUAAUGCCGAGGUGGGCUGUUAUUGGCUGGUUGUUGAAAUUAUGUUCAAAGAAAUACUUUGAAGCUAAUGUGAAGCUUACAUUGUUUUAUGAUUGGCUGUUUUUUGAUGAAAAGGUUGACAAUGUUAUGAAUGUUGAGCCUGCAAUGUUGUUGAUGGUAAACUCUAUACCUAGAUACAUUGAUAUAACCAAUUCUUUACUAGAGUUUUUGUUACUGGUUGUUGAAAACUAUGAUAUGGAUAGGAAAAAUGUCAUAUACAAUGGUGUGUCAUCUGCUAUAAGCAUGCUAGUCAGUAAAGGAGUUAUUGGUUCCCUUGACAUUUUUAGUUCUUGCAAGUUGUUGUCUCCUUUUGUCAAAGAGAUGCUUCAAAGAUUUAUGUCCAAGGUCCAAUCUGGAAAUCCUUCUCCUGAAAUGCCACCUGAAUAUCUUUCUUCUGAAAUGCCACCCCAGACUUCGCCUAAUCCACCCUAUCUGGAAAUUCAGACACACCAAUCUGCUAAACUUCGCGCAUGUCCUAGAAAUGCUGAAUUGAGUGCUCAACACAUAUCUGUAUUGAAACCAACUUCAGCUGCUUCGUUGUGCGAGGGCCAAGUUGACAAUUUGACAAAUUUGAUCAGAAAAAUAAGAGAGUUCAUGAUAAUUUCAAGCAAAGAAGGCCAAAAACUAGUGGAAAACAUCUUGCGUUUGUACAUAAAUCCUGCUAAUGAAGGAAAAUUUGGUGGUAUUGGCUCUGAAUAUUUAGCAUGUGAGUUAAAGAAGGAGCUUGAGUUGGCUGGCUACAACCUUUUUUCACCUGUUGGAAGUCUUCCAAAUAGUGAUGAUAAUGCUGAUGAUGAAGUCCAAUCUGUCACUGCUGCGAUAAUCCGUACAUUCAUCAUUUCUCAACACCAAAGUAUUAGACUGAUGUUAUUCUGGUGGUCAAGGAAUGGCUGUUUAGUUGGACCUCGGUUAUUGUCGUAUGCAUCAAGACUUGCACAUGAAGCACAUGAAGCAGGCUAUGGAGCAAGUUACACCACUGACAUCAAUUAUACAAAAAUGCCCUUGCUGAAGAAUCACAUUGAAGGAUAUAUGUCACUUACUACUUCUGGAAAUGAUGAUCAUGUUAAUGGAACAAUUACUCCUAAUCCCGAGGUUGAUAAAAAACUAAUCUCCAAGAUGAUUGAUAGUGCUUUUGCCUCAUAUAGGAGUAUCUUUUCACAUGCUAAGGAUUCUUUAAGUAAAGAAGUGGGUAUAGUUCCUGGUAAACUCCUUUCAAUGGAUGUGAUUUCUUGUUCUUUAUGGAAGAGCAAAUUUUUUAAGGAUCUCUUUUGUUAUAUCUUCUCUAAUCUUCCUGAUAUAUCACUUAGUGAUGAAGAUGUAAUCCUGUUACUUGUCACUCAGUUGGAAGACACUGAUCUUUUGUACAUGCAAAUGGAUUUGGGAUUGAAAAGGGUCACUAUAUUUGGUGAAGAUGUUAAAAAGGUUCUUCAACUAAUUAGAAGGUCUAUUUACUGGAAACAAGUUGAUCAGCACAACGUUUGGGGAUUAAUCAGAUCAGAACUCACGGUAUCCGAGUUUCCUGUUGAGAAGUUGCUUUUGGGCUGUUUCUUCUCAACUGAUUUUGAUUCAAAGACUAGUGGUAUUGUUGUUGGAGGUCAUCUUGCACUGUGUAGUUCUUGUGCUCCCACACCAGAAAUUGUUGGUGCUGUUAUGUUAUUGCCCAAUGAUAAGUUCCCUGGUUUUGCUGGUGCCAUUUUCUCUCAUUGGACUGUAACCAAUGCAUCAAUGUUCUGCAAUAGUGUAGCUGAUUUUUUGAAUAAACUCGGGAAUAAGAACGGGAAAUCUCCUCUUGAUUGGGACGGUUUCUUAAUCAACCAAUCGGGUCUCUUGUUUUUGUUAGAAUAUUUCAAAGCACAAGGUGAAAGAGGCGUUAACAUGCUGGAGAAACUGGCGUUAAUUUUAUCAAAUUUAGAAAUAAGACCCGGGGAAACUACAGUUCCAAUGGAUACAGGAUGACUCUUAUCUUGUGUGAUCAUGGUAGCAUCACACGGCCUUUUGUUUGAUAACUGGCGCAUGAAAAGUUGCACUGGCAAACGCUUUAUUCUCCCGAAUACAGUAUAACAUCCUUGCUGAUAGGGAGAUAUAUUUUGCUCUGGAUUGAUCUGCAUCAACACCUGAACUUCAAUGUUGAUCUGGAUUGAUCUGCAGCAACACCUGAACUUCAAUGUUGAUCUGGAUUGAUCUGCAGCAGCACAUUGACUUCAAUGUUGAUCUGGAUUGAUCUGCACCAAUGCCUUGACUUCAAUGUUGAUUAUGGUAGAGUGAGCAGGCGCAAGGUCCCAAUCUCAAAGUUGUGGCAGCUAAGCUGGCUACUGAUCUGCACGUACUGAUCUGCACAUCAGUUACCUGCAUUUUCCAUAAUGAGAUGCAACUGGGAUAGCCAACAACUUGGCUGCUGUCUGACGGUCUGACCGGGUUUUCCUCCUCACAGGAACAUCAAAUACUGAUGGAUAUCAUCGAUCCGUGCCCUAGAUUUCUCCAAGAUGGUGGGAAGCAAAUAUUGCUUUGUAUAACUCUCAGAAGGCUGUUUGGGAUGAUGCAUGAGUAUUGCUGAUCAACAUGAGCCCGCCCCGAAAAUUAGCGGGGUUGGACAGAAUGUUUAGGCCCGGUCUCCAGGCCCGGCCCAAAAUUUAAAAACUUUGACGGGUUUUGGCCAACGCAAAACUACAGUUUCAGUUCUUAAAGUGUCCCAUCCCGAAAAAUGACCCGAAUAUUUUUGGUCUGAAAUGGCGGGUUUUGGGUACACAAAAUCAGCCUGAAGCUUGGCCCGACCCGGCAUGAUGGGCAGAUCCUCAAGACAAUGGCCUGGCCCGAACACAGCCCGACCCGUCUUUUGAUCAGGUCUAUUUCUUACCAGCAUCAAAGCUCUAGAAUCUGGAUGCAACCAACUCAGUCAAGCCUGCCUGAAUUUUCUAUGACAGAAACCAGUAAAGGGUUUUCUCAACUUCACUGCUACUUUCUUCAGAAACACGGGAACACUCGCAAUCGCUCGAGACUUACUUUCUUCCGAGAAUGAACAUCUUCGUGUUCUAGAAUGCAGAUCGUUAAUCAUGUUCAUACGAGACACCAGUGUUCUCCUACACAGCUAUGCGCCUCUAUACCGCAGUAAGCCAGUAAGGCCGUCUGCAAGUUUCUCAAGUCUGUAACUUUUCUCUUUUCUUCUUUGAUUCCAUAUUGGCUUCUCUAAAAUGAGAACUCUCUCAAUGUAUAUAUGUGAGAAAAAGAUUUUGUAGAUUAGGUGUAUUUUUCUCCAGCAUUAUUCCAAUUGUAUGGAUCUAUGUUUGAGAAUAUGCUUUGUCAAUUGUCAUCAAUGAAUUACUAGUAUGGACAAUAUAUUAACAUUUAUCAGAUUAUGUGUUAAAAUGAUGUUAAAA
Spinacia oleracea (spinach) is the source of this 4607-nucleotide messenger RNA. RefSeq lists its product as uncharacterized. The transcript is spliced from 3 exons. The record is from RefSeq and is a predicted model, not a curated record. Bases 199 to 3189 code for a protein of 996 amino acids. NCBI's taxonomy places the organism in Eukaryota, Viridiplantae, Streptophyta, Magnoliopsida, Caryophyllales, Amaranthaceae. Gene Ontology annotation, cellular component: cytoplasm.